GCAUAAAGAUACAAACACAAUCGACAGCAUGCACGUUAUAUCUGUAAAUAAAUGACAUUGUAUAUGAAUAAUAUAAAUAAUUAUACGUAUGAAUCUUAUGAUAGGAGUAUGUAAUAAAUAAUACGUGGGUGACAAUUAAAUAUAAGUUAUUUCAACUAUUGAAAUCGACAUAUUCUUUAUGUGUCAUAAAAGGAUAAAUAUUGCACGAUGACUACAGAGGCAGUUUACAACUAUUUAAAAAAGCAGAAUCGACCAUACAGUGCAAUUGAUUUAGCAUCUACAUUGGACAAAGAAAAACACGGUAAAUCUGCAAUUCAAAAAUCUUUGGAUAAACUUGUUGACAGUGGCAAAAUUUUUGUAAAAGUAAAUGCAAAACAAAAGGUAUACUGUGUAAAACAGGCGUCGAAUCAAAAUUUAGAAGAAUUAAAAAGAAUAGAAAGAGAAUUGCAAACACAUUCUAAUGAGCAAAUUAAAAAAUUACAAGAACUGGAAAAUGAAGUUCGAUCACAUGAAGUCACUUUAAACUCUCUCAAAUGUGGCAUGAGUCUUGAAGAAGCUCAGAAACAACAAAAACGAUUAGAAGAAGUUACUGGAAAACUUUCUACAAUGUUAGAUGAGCUUAUGGAGUCUUCAGGUACAGAAGAUUUGAGUGAAGUCAAGAAAAAAGCAGAAAGUAGUCUUAGUUUAUACAAUCGUGAGUACACCAAGAGAAAACGCAUGUGUAAUGAUGUUCUUGACUGCAUAUUAGAAAGCUACCCAGGUACCAAAAAACAAUUAUUUUCAGAAAUAGGGAUCAAUGUAGUUUAGCAUUAUGGUAGUAGAUAAAUAUAAAUUUGGAUGUAUAAUAGUUUAAGAAAAAAAAUCAUAUUUAUAUAGUUUAUUUUUUUAGUUUUAUAAUGUAAAAAGUGUUUGAACAUUAAAAACGAAAAGGAAAGAAAACUCUAAUUGCAAAUGUAUAUAAUUAAUAAUCAUUGAGAGAACUUAUAAAUCUAAUACGGAUUUAAUAAAUUGAUAUGAACAUUAUAAUACUACAGAAA
Molecule: messenger RNA, 1037 nt
Organism: Nasonia vitripennis (jewel wasp)
Lineage: Eukaryota; Metazoa; Arthropoda; Insecta; Hymenoptera; Pteromalidae
Gene: Hop2
Product: homologous-pairing protein 2 homolog
Exons: 3
Coding region: 208-807 (199 amino acids)
Biological process (GO): meiotic strand invasion involved in reciprocal meiotic recombination; homologous chromosome pairing at meiosis; meiotic joint molecule formation
Cellular component (GO): condensed nuclear chromosome; DNA recombinase auxiliary factor complex
Molecular function (GO): double-stranded DNA binding; recombinase activator activity
Source: RefSeq, a predicted model, not a curated record